Messenger RNA from Plectropomus leopardus (leopard coralgrouper), 4722 nucleotides. RefSeq names its product Rho GTPase activating protein 17a (gene arhgap17a). Gene Ontology annotation, biological process: regulation of Rac protein signal transduction; positive regulation of GTPase activity; regulation of actin cytoskeleton organization. The record is from RefSeq and is a predicted model, not a curated record. Gene Ontology annotation, molecular function: protein binding; GTPase activator activity. Lineage: Eukaryota; Metazoa; Chordata; Actinopteri; Perciformes; Serranidae. Gene Ontology annotation, cellular component: intracellular anatomical structure; cytosol; cytoplasm.
GCCCUGAGCCGCCGCUGUGUUCACUCAGCUCCGCGCUCUGCCCUGCUCCGCUCCGACGGAUUAUCCAGCUCGGUAACGUUAGCUCGCCGGCUAACGGGUCCACACAGCAGGCGAGGAGAGCCAUGAGAAGCCGCUGGAGCCGGUGAAAGUGAGUCACGGAUUAACUUCGGGACUUUAAUGUACGGGAACAGACAGAAAAGGAGUUUAGCGGAUCAUGGUGUCGGGAACUUUUCUGUAGGAUCUCCUCUGGGGAACGGUUAGCUGCUGCGGGGCUAACGAGGCUACAAACUAUUUUUAAUUGGCUUUGGCUCGAUGGCUGCUGCUUGUUUUGCCCCGUCAUAGCGACAGCUUGGAGAAUUAAAUCUGUGGGAGAGGCCCUGACAACUUCAUGACAAACCAAAACCAGAAACUUAGGAAGACAAGACUGGAAAGGGACCGAAAAUGAAGAAGCAAUUCAACCGGAUGAAACAGCUCGCCAAUCAAACAGUUGGCAGAGCGGAGAAAACAGAAGUCCUCAGCGAUGACCUCUUACAGAUUGAACGGCGCAUGGAGUUGGUGCGUGUGGUGUCCCACAACACACACAAGAGGAUGGUGUCAUGUCUGCAGGGACACAUCGGAGCAGACGCAGAGAAGAGACAUUCCGUCCCACGCCUCUAUACAGGAAAUGGUCAGAAAAAGCUUCCUCUGACUGCUCUGUCCCAGGCCAUGGUGGAAGGCGGGAACCAGCUGGGAGAGGACUCCUUGAUAGGGAAGAUGAUGGAAGUGUGCGGUGAUGCAGAGAACCGUCUGGCGUCCGAGUUGAUGCAACACGAGCUACAGAUCGAGAAAGACGUCCUGGAUCCCCUCAGCCAGCUCGCAGAGGUGGACAUUCCUAACAUCCUGAAGCAGAGGAAACAGCUGGCCAAACUGGUGCUGGACUAUGAUUCUGCCAGAGCGAGAUGGUUGCAGGCGACCAAGUCAAUAAUCUCAGGAACAAACACUCAAGCACUGACGGCCAAAGCUGACCUACUCAAGGAGGAGAUGGACGAGGCCACCAACAAAGUGGAGCUCUGCAAGGAUCAACUGGCUGCAGACAUGUACAGUUUCUUCUCUAAAGAAGGCGACUAUGCCUGCUACUUCGUCACACUCUUAGAAGCUCAAGCUGAUUACCACAGAAAGUCUCUCACUGUUCUGGAGACGGUCCUGCCGACAAUCCAUGCUCAGCAAGACUCGUGGACGGAGAAGCCUGCUUUUGGCACGGGGCUGGAUGAACACCUGAAGAGGAGCGGAAGGGAGAUCGCCCUGCCGAUAGAGGCCUGCGUCAUGAUGCUUCUGGAGACGGGCAUGAAGGAAGAGGGUUUAUUCAGAAUCGCAGCAGGGGCGUCCAAGCUAAAGAAGCUAAAGGCAGCGCUGGACUGUUCCACUUCACAACUGGAGGAGUUCUACUCUGACCCCCAUGCUGUUGCUGGAGCACUGAAGUCCUACCUGAGGGAACUACCUGAACCUCUGAUGACCUAUCAGCUUUAUGAUGAAUGGAUCCAGGCAUCCAGUGUGUCAGACCCAGACAAGAGGCUGCAGGCCCUCUGGGUUGUUUGUGAUAAGCUACCAAAGAACAACAAAACCAACUUGAGGUAUCUGGUUAAGUUCCUGACCAAACUGGCUCAGGACAGCGAGGUGAACAAAAUGACUCCAAGCAACAUCGCCAUUGUCCUGGGACCCAACCUGAUGUGGGCCAAGACUGAGGGGAGUCUGGCUGAGAUGGCUGCAGCUACCUCUGUGCACGUGGUCGCCAUCGUGGAGCCCAUCAUCCAACACGCUGACUGGUUCUUUCCUGAGGAUGUGGAGUUCAACGUGUCCGGCAUGUUUGCGAUGCCCACGCCUGCAUCCAACCACAACAACCACCUUGAUUACGACUGCGGCACCAUCGAGAGGAAGAGGCCUGGCAGCAUGGUGGGACCAGAGAACGACACGACGCGCAAAGACAACUCCUCUAACAAGCAUUCGGACCACACCCUGCGUAGAGGCAGUAACACCUUAGGUAGAAAGCAGCACACCUCACCUGCCUUCCAGCCUCCUUUACCCCCUGUGGAGGCUCCGGGGCCGGGCCACGGGGCCCCGCAGGUCCCCCCGCCCUCAGCCGAGCCCCAGCUACAGGCUCCAUCAGGGGGUUCAGGGUCUGAUGCUGCCCAGCAGAGCUUGGCGCAGAGUCUGGCUGCUCUGGCAGCCGCUCAGCAGCUUCUAGCUCAGCACACAGAGGAGCUCAGCAACCCAAAGCUACGUGACUCCACAGCUGCCCCGACCCCUCUGCUCCAGAGGAACGGCACCGGAGGAGGGGGCCACGCUGCAGGGCAGCUGGGCACAGGGACCCCUGGGGCUGGAUCCAUGGGGCCCAGUCCGCAUAUGAUGCGCAAAGGUACCAAGAAGCAGGCUCCAGCCCCUCCCAAGCCGAUGAACCCUCCACCCAGCCAGCCCUGUAACUCAGUAAACCACGCCUCCUCUUCUGGCUCCUCCCAGUCCCUCAGUCCCACUCCCAGACCCCUGUCCAGCCACUCACCCGCCUCACCCACCUCUCCCACCUCACAGCCAUGUGCCACACCCAGACGCCACUCCAGCAACCAGCCGCCGAUCCAGGCGCCCAGCCAUCCGCCUCCAGAGCCUCCGUCACAGGCCAGCCCUCCGAUGCAGCCCACGUCCCUCAGUGGGGACCAGCAGAGCACGGACCCCUCACCUCCAGACACCCCAACUCCUCCGGACACCCCUCCACCCUCCAGCACCACCACCACCACCACCACCACCCAGGACGUAGCUCCUCCGUCCCCGUCUCCCUAUCAGUCGGGCUCCCUUCCCCGUCCGCGACCCGUCCCCAAACCCCGGAACAGACCCAGCGUCCCACCUCCGCCGCAGCCCACCACGCUGACCAGUGACACCAAUGGGAUCUGUGCCUCCACGUACAAGAUGAUGGAUCCGGUGUUGUCUUUCAAAGGGCUGACUCGAGCUUUGGUCCCUGAGCUCGCUGUAGACCAGCAGCCAGCAACGGCCUCCUCGUCCUCCUGCCUGCCUCCUCCCAAAGACUGUGACCUAGACACUGAGAGCACUGUCCUAUGAGGAGGAGAAGACUCCCUCUGGUCCAGUACCCCUCCACACACCUCCUCUCAUUAUACACAAAUCUCAUAUAGUCUGCAGCCCAUAUCUGCAGCCCUCCUGUGCCGUCAACUUUAAAUAAUGACAUCAAGCACCAUCUGGCAGCCAUAAUGGAGGUCCACACUGUGUGUUGAUGCUUUGGGAAUCGCUCAUUUCACCAGUUACACGUGAUGAUUCAUUUAAUUCUCAGCAGUUUGAAGCCAUUAUUUACUAACUGAGCAUCCUUUUUGUUGACCUCCAUCCUGGCGUUAGAUGUGCUCAUGUGGAGACUAUACACUGCGAACACACCCAUGCCAUCUCUCUCUUUAAACUGCGCUCCAGACAAUCAAACAGUGGAGGAUUCACCAGUUAACGCCGUCAGACAACGAGCAAUACAAAGCAUGGGUACAGAGCGAGGGAACGCCAAAAUAUGGACUUAUGAGGCUCGUUUGGAAUUUGGUGUGGGAUUUUUUUUUUUUUUUUGAUGAUGAUGGAAAAAUGGCCUUAGAACAUGAUUUUGAGAAAAGGUAUUUCUACAACACAGAGGGGGGAAGGGGGGAAAGGUAGAAACCAAAACUGUUAAAGUGUAGCUGGUGACUGCAGGUUUCCAGUCGUCUCAAACACUUGAUUUUUGUAUCAUCCUUCUUUCUUUUUUUUUCCUCUCUUUCUCACUCCUGUAUUUAUUUACCGAUUUAAAAACACACAUUCCCUGUGGCUUGACGUAAUUAAUGCAGUCUUUAAAUGUAAAUCAUGCCUUAUGGGUUCCUCGUAGAACCGUGUUAAUAAGCAGCAUUAUAUAUUUACUGUAUGGAGGAUAUACUUGGCUCCGAGUACUACAGUAUUUUCCAAGAAGCUGUCUUGGCAACGAGUUUGUUUCAGGGACGUAAGGACGUUUCGACGCUCUGCAAUAGAAGUCUUGUGUAUUUAAAUGGUUGAUGUGUUCAGAAGUAGCAGCGGCCUGAACACUGUCCGUAUUUUUCUGUUUUCCCAUCUAUCUUCUCCAGAUUUCCGCGGGGUUGCGUGCGAGUGAAUGUAGUUAACGGACGUUUUUUUCGCAGCCUGAACAGAAAGACGCAGAAACAACUGAUGUUGCACUUGAUGAGCGGUUUCCUUUAGAGGAUUUUUUUUCAGUCUUUCCCACUGAGCUGAGAUAAGCAGCGCUGUGAACCUCAGUAGUGAUGUGGCGUUAGAUUUUGGCCGGUCAAAAAAGAAAAAAGAAAAAAAGCUUUGUUGUAUUUUCUGUGUUUGCUUCUUUUUUUUUUGCUUUUUGGCCUCAAUGUGAUGCAGAGUGAACUGACCUGAUAUGGUACCAAUGGUGAAAGUCUUGGAUGCUGCAGUUGCCCUGAAAACAUUUUGUUUUUCAGAGACAAUCGAGCGUCAUAAUCCCCUCCUCUCUCUCUCUCUCUCUCUCUCUCUGCUCCUGAACCUCGCUGCCUUAUCCCCGUGCAUCGAAAGCGCUCGCCAUCUCCACGCUCUGCAAGACGAACAAACGCCAUUAAAGUAGAAAUGCUGCAUUUUUAAGCUCCAUAGUUUUGUAUGUAUGCCGUCUGGUGAGCUGAAAUAUGGAAUAAAAACAUGUAAUAUGAACGCUUUCCAAAGAAAAUAAAGUAUAUGAAGAAACUA